AUGAUUCUUGUUCUUGCUUGCUUCAUUGCUGGGUGUGUGGCAGCUUCAAGUUACAGCGUGACGGACUUCGGAGCGAAAGGAGAUGGCGUAACAGAUGACACUAAAGCGUUCUUGGAUACAUGGAAUGCAACAUGUCAGAGUUCUGUAUCCUCCAUUCUCCUCAUCCCUGCAGGGAAGACGUUCCUGUUGAAUCCCAUCGUCUUCCAGGGUCCCUGCCAGUUUUACGUCCGUGUUCAGACGCUAGCUUUGCUGUUCUGCAGCAGAGCGCUGGUGGCUGGUCUGAGGCUCAUCAACAGCCCCCAGAUGCACCUAGUGGUGGGUUUCAGCUCCGCAAUCCACAUCACCGGUGUCACCAUCACCGCCCCGGGCGACAGCCUCAACACCGACGGCAUCCACAUCCAACAGAGCCGUCACGUCAUCAUCUCCGACUCCACCAUCGGUACAGGAGACGACUGCAUAUCGAUAGGCACUGGUUCUUUCCAUGUUAAUGUCAGCUGGGUAACAUGUGGCCCUGGCCAUGGCAUAAGCGUUGGUAGCCUGGGAAUGGACAACUCUCGUGCGGAAGUGUCGGAUAUCCAGGUUGGUCAUUGCAACAUAUUUAGCACAAUGAAUGGCGUAAGGAUAAAGACAUGGCAGGGAGGAUAUGGUUAUGCAAAGACGAUAAUAUUUGAGAAUAUCAACUUCACUGCAGUGAUGAAUCCUAUAAUAAUUGAUCAACACUACUGUGCUGCCGGUGUCUGCGCCGAGAAGUCGUCAGCUGUGCAAGUGACUGAUGUGCGAUUCAUCGAAGUAAGAGGCACAUCAAGCAGCCAGGUAGCGAUCAACUUAAACUGCAGCCAAAACGUGGCCUGCACGGGCAUCACCAUCCAGAAUGUUGAGAUCCAACCUGCACAGCAAGGAGGGCAAGCAUCAUCUUACUGCUUCAACGCCCAUGGAACAGUGACCGGUGUCGCCAUGCCUGCGCUAGAAAAACUAGCUGACCGCGAGAAUGAAAUUGACCACCACAUGCUGGAGAAAAGAGUCGGUGUAAGUGCCCUUCUUCACGAAGGGAGAGAGGACGUUGUCGUCGUUCCGGCUGUCUCUGAGCUCCAGCUUCCGGGCCUUGAUGCCAAGUUGGAGCCGUCGACGUGCGCGACGCUGCACGUGAGCGUGGCCUCCAUGGCAACUUGGAGCCACUUGUUGAACCGCCAGACAAACUCGAGGAAGAUGAAGCGAUGGAGGCUGGCCACGGCGGCGCUGUCGAAGGCGAUUGCGGAGGCGUUCUCCAGGAGGUCGAGUGCGAGCGUCUCCGGGUCCUUGCCGAAGGCGAGGCCGCAUAUGUUGUCAAAGCAAGCUUGA
This is a messenger RNA of Musa acuminata subsp. malaccensis (wild Malaysian banana), 1338 nucleotides long. NCBI's taxonomy places the organism in Eukaryota, Viridiplantae, Streptophyta, Magnoliopsida, Zingiberales, Musaceae. The record is from RefSeq and is a predicted model, not a curated record.